Paramecium sonneborni is the source of this 1237-nucleotide messenger RNA. Lineage: Eukaryota; Ciliophora; Oligohymenophorea; Peniculida; Parameciidae. The record is from the annotation of a GenBank genome assembly.
AGUAAAUAUGCGAAAGCAUACAUCUCCAUAUAGAAAUUAAAAAGCUGGAUCUUCUUUAGGAAAAGUAGUUUAAAAAGUAGAAUACAAGACAAGAAAUAAUUCGAAUGAGAAAAAAGUGAUAAAUAUAUCACCAAUUAGAUUUGUAUUAAAUUCUAGACAUAAUUCAUUUGAAUAAAAUACAACAAAGUAGACAUAAACAAAAUAAUGCAUAUAAAAUAAUUUAAGCAGAAAACAUUUUUAACUAUAAUAUAUAAUUGGUAUUGGUGGUUUUGGAAGAGUUUGGAAGGUGAUAUAUAAAUAACAAUAUUAUGCAAUGAAAGAAAUGAGUAAAGCUUUAGUUAUUUAUAAACGAAGUGUGGCUUCUAUUAUUAAUGAAUUAAGGUUAUUAUAAAUUGUUAAUCAUUCAUUUAUAGUAAAUGUUGUUGCUGCUUUUUAAGAUAAACAGAAUAUAUAUUUGAUAUUAGAUUAUUUGUAAGGAGGAGAUUUAAGAUAUCAUUUAGGGCGUAACAGAAAAUUUAAUGAAGAAUAAACAAGUAUAAUAUGAACAAUAUCAGAGUUCUUAAUUUGUUGUGUUAUUGUUGGUUUAGAAUAUUUACACUCAAAUUGUAUUAUUCAUAGAGAUCUUAAGCCAGAAAAUUUAGUAUUAGAUUCCAAAGGAUAUUUAAGAAUAACUGAUUUAGGAGUAGCAAGAAAAAAAGAAACUUUAAAAAUAGAUACAAGUGGAACACCAGGAUAUAUGGCACCAGAAGUUAUGUGUGGAUAAGAACAUGGCAUAGAAGCAGAUUAUUAUUCAUUAGGAGUUAUAGCAUAUGAAUUAAUGCUUGGAAGAAGACCUUAUUAUGGUAAUAAUAGAAAGGAAAUUAGAGAUGCUAUUCUCGCUAAGUAAGUUUAAAUUAAGAAGAAAUAUUUAGAUUGGUCAUUAAAUGCUAUUGAUUUUAUAAAUUAAUUGAUUUAGAGAAAACCAGCUUAAAGAUUAACUGAUGUCAAAAAUCAUCCAUGGCUUAAAGAUUAUCCUUGGGAUAAAUUAAUUAAUAAAACUUUAUAACCACCAUAUGUACCUCUUAAUAAUGAUAAUUUCGAUAUUUCUCAAAUUCAAUUUGAAGAUCAAGAAAAUCAACUUAUAAUCAAUUAAACAGGCUUUUUAAUAUCUUAAAAUAUUAAUGCUUUUGAUGAAUACUAUUAUGAAUAAAACUUAAGAAGAAGAUCUUCAUUAAAUCGAUCCUUUCUUAUAAAAUGA